This is a messenger RNA of Equus quagga, 2111 nucleotides long. It is a transcript of the gene IFNGR1, whose product is annotated as interferon gamma receptor 1. The record is from RefSeq and is a predicted model, not a curated record. The transcript is spliced from 7 exons. Gene Ontology annotation, biological process: type II interferon-mediated signaling pathway. NCBI's taxonomy places the organism in Eukaryota, Metazoa, Chordata, Mammalia, Perissodactyla, Equidae. Gene Ontology annotation, molecular function: cytokine receptor activity; cytokine binding. The coding region runs from base 153 to 1571 and encodes 472 amino acids. Gene Ontology annotation, cellular component: membrane.
CUAGCCCUGGCCCCACCUCUCCUCUGUGGCCCCGCCUCCCGCUGGCCCCGCCCCGCCCUGGCCCCGCCUCCCGUUGCGCGUCGGCCAGCGGCGGCGGAAGUGACGCGAUCCAGGCCCGCAGUGCCGGCGGCCGCCGCGUCGGGCCGGGCGUCAUGGCUCCGCUGCUGGUUCUCCUCCUCGUCGUCCUCCAGCGGGCCGGGAGCCGGGCGGAGAUGGGCGCCGCGGAUCUGGAGCCGCCCUUUGUGCCGCCGCCCACCCGUGUCAGGAUCGAGGCCUACAACGUGAACACCAUCUUGUCCUGGGACUACCCGACCGUGCCGCAGGCCCCCGUCUUUACUGCCCAGGUGAAGACCUACGGGAAUGCAUGGAUUGAUGCCUGCAAUACCUCUUAUCAUCGUUGUAACAUUUCUUCCAAAAUUAAUGACCCAACCCGUCCUCUCUGGGCCAGAGUUAAAGCGAGGCUUGGACAAGAAGAAUCGGCCUAUGCAGACUCAAAAGAGUUUAUCCUGUGCCAGCACGGGAAAAUUGGACCACCUAAACUGGAUAUCAGAAAGAAAGACGACCAGAUCAUUAUUGACAUAUCUCACCCUUUAUUUGCUGUAAAUGGAUUUGACCUGGAAGCCAUGUAUGAUGAUGAAAAUGCUUGUUACGAAUUCGUGUACAAGGUGUAUGUGAAAAUAAACGGAAGUGGAGAGAGCAUGGAGAGAGUGUAUGAAUGCAGAGACGAGGACUGCAAUGAGACCCACUGCCGCCUCAGCAUCCCAGCGUUCUCCCCGAACUCUCAGUGCUGCGCUGCAGCAGAGGGAGUCUCGGAACGAUGGGAGUUCACAACUGACAAGUCCGAAGAACUCUGCCUGACCGUUUUCGAUGAUGACAGCCCAGAAGGUUCGGUUUGGAUUCCAGUUGUUGCUGCUUUCCUACUCUUUCUAGUCAUUCUGCUGGUUGCAUGUUGUUAUUGUCGCAUUAAGACGAAGAAUCUGUUUAAGAGAAGAAACAACCCUUUACCCAGUUCCUUGCUGUCUGUGGUAAGAAGUGCCUCUUCAGAGCCAGACUCUGAAUCAAAGCAUAUAUCGCCUGUCACCUAUCAGCCAAUUGUCCCGGAGAACGAUCACCUGUCUUCAGCAGCGGUGUCAGGGACGCAGGCUGAAGACAGUCCCAGAGGAGGACACAGAGCAGAGCUUUCCAGGGAGACAGACGUGCUGACCACUGAGGGGGCUCUUUCUGACGUGGCCCCAGGUAGGCCUCUGACCCCAAUAAGGAGAGAGAGCUCUGUCCACUCAGGCAGUAACCAGUCUGAACCCUGCAGUGUUCUCUUAAACUCCUAUCACUCCAGAAAUGGCUCUGACAGUGGCGUUGUGGAGUCAGACAGCUUCUUAUCUGACUCAGAGUUCCCCCCAAACAAUAAGACUGAAAUAAAGACAGAAGGAGCGGAGUCCACGACUCUGAGAAACACUGCCGUCUCCUUUGGUUACGAUAAGCCGCACGUGUUGGUGGACCUGCUUGUGGACGAAGGUGGGAAGGAGUCCCUGAUCGGCUACAGACUGACAGCUGACUCCCAGGAGUUCUCCUGAGCUCAGCCGAGGGGCCCAGCCCUGAAGGAAGUGCUCUGCCUGAGCAGUUCUUCCUGAACGGCUUUGAGUUUGUGAAAAGAUCUGAUUUCUGGAAUUGUGUCAAUAUUAACCACAUGGAAUGUCUGGUUUAGAUCAAAAUGUGAACUGCCUGUUGAACUUUGUCGCAUUUGGUCUGAAAACAGCAAACCGGUUUCAAAACCUGUCUUAGGAAAACAAGCGACAUCAGCACCUGGGAGCCUUUCUCCCGGCACGGCCAGCUGUGACAGUGACACUCCCUGCCACCCUCUUCCUGCGACAGCGGUGGCAUCUGUGGCAUCUUCUCUGCGCCUCCGUGUGGGAUUUGGUUUGGAAGUUUGUGUAGAUAGUACUUUUAAAUACCUGCUUUUGGAAGAAAUCCUGGAAGCAUUUCAAAACUGGCAUUUAAAAUCAGAUUUGAGCCAGUAGAAUUAAUAGAGGGUGUAAAUAGAAACGUGUAUAUGUCUUCUAUGGAGCAUUGCACGUUGCCUGUAUAAAGUUUUAAAUAAAACAUUUUUAAAAUUC